Messenger RNA from Eruca vesicaria subsp. sativa (arugula), 219 nucleotides. The record is from the annotation of a GenBank genome assembly. NCBI's taxonomy places the organism in Eukaryota, Viridiplantae, Streptophyta, Magnoliopsida, Brassicales, Brassicaceae.
AUGCAAGAUGAUAUAGCUAAGCUUCUUGACUGGGGAAGUGAUAGUGGAGAGAUCUCUAAUGGACGAUCAUCUGCUGUUACUGACGACAAUCUUGUUCUUGAUGUUCAUCAGUUGAAUUCACUAUUUCCGGCUGACUCUAGGGACGCCGAAACAAACGAACAAAAUAAUAAUAAUAAUAACAUUAACUGCUCCUGGGACAGUUUGCAUGGAAUCAGCUAG